AUGGCCCAUGUUUCUCCUUCAAGCCUUGUAAGGACUGAUAUGAGAUGUCUGAACAGGGAUCUUUCGCCAAACAUCACCGCAGUAACUGUUGAUGACGACAUUUUCCGUUGGGAGGCUACUCUAAUCGGACCGGUGAAUACUCCUUAUGAAGGGGGAGUGUUUAAACUUAGGAUUACAUUUCCACCUGAUUAUCCAAGAAGUCCCCCCAAGGUUGUUUUCAUCACAAGAAUUUGCCACCCAAAUGUAGCAGAUAGGGGAGGCAUUCACCUAAAACGUUUGAGGCGCGACUGUUGGACUCCCAUGUCCAUUGUUAAGGUUUUCAAGGAAUUAGUGGAGAAGUUGAUUGAACCAGAGGUCAAUGAUGAGGAACAGACCAUUGAAUAUCUUGCUAACCUCUACAAAUCUGAUAGGAGAAGGUUUGAAGCCAUGGCUAGAGAGAUGACUAAUCAAUAUGCUGGGAGAGGAAACUGA
This is a messenger RNA of Camelina sativa (false flax), 471 nucleotides long. Lineage: Eukaryota; Viridiplantae; Streptophyta; Magnoliopsida; Brassicales; Brassicaceae. The record is from RefSeq and is a predicted model, not a curated record.